ACGAUGGACCGCCGAGAAAACGCCCAAGGUUAAUCGAAGUUCUUGAUUCAACGUCUAUGGUGUGGACUGACCAGGAAAAAGAAACCAGAGAGGCAUUGCUCCAAGUAGAUUCUCCAAAUGUAAUUGUCAAAGGCGGAUAUUCUCCGGGCGAAUCGAAUUUUCUUAAUUUCGUUAUGUCGGGCGUUUUUGUGGACAAAUCGCUAUUCAUUAUAGAAUAUAUGAUUUACAGUGAGCGGGCUAUACUUAUUACUCGUCCCCGUCGGUUUGGCAAAUCUACAAACCUUUCAAUGCUUUAUACCUUUCUCAAACCGGUGUCGGAAAAAGAGAAAGAACAAAAGCUUGCACUGUUUAAAGGCCUCAAAGUCGCACAAUUUGGUUGGUUUAUGAAGUUGCACUUAGGCAAUUGGCCUGUCAUUUACGUUAAUUUUAAGGAUCUUUGUGACAAGUCUUGGGAAUUAAUGCUAAAUUCCAUCAAGGAAAGAAUAUCGGACAUUUACAAAGAACAUCGUUAUAUGAUUGAUAAUAAGAAUCUUCAUAUAGAAGAUGAAUCUUUAUUUAAAAACAUUCUCAAUGAAACAAUUGACGAGCCACAUUUAAUAAACGCUAUCUCCCGUCUAACACGCCAUCUCCAUGGCUACUUUGGCAAACAAACUAUUAUUCUCAUUGAUGAAUAUGACUGGCCGAUGGAACACGCGAUAAAUUUUUACUUAAAAGAAGCUUGA
Messenger RNA from Dentiscutata heterogama, 722 nucleotides. NCBI's taxonomy places the organism in Eukaryota, Fungi, Glomeromycota, Glomeromycetes, Diversisporales, Gigasporaceae. The record is from the annotation of a GenBank genome assembly.